AUGGAUCGAAGAGAUGCAAUGGGUUUAACCGGGUCGGGUUCUUACUAUAUCCAGAGAGGAUUAUCCGGGUCGGGUCCUCCAACGUUUCACGGAUCACCACAGCAGCCACAAGGGAUUCGUCACUUACCUAAUCCAAACUCUCCAUUCGGGUCAGGCUCCACCGGAUUCGGAUCUCCUCCUUCACACGGCGAUCCUUCUCCAGCAGCAGCAGCAACCGGAGCUGUUCCUCAUCACAUCGGCGUUAAUAUGAUUGCUCCUCCUCCUCCUCCGAGCGAAACUCCGUUGAAACGUAAGAGAGGCCGACCUAGAAAAUACGGACAAGACGGUUCUGUUUCUUUGGCAUUGUCGUCUUCCUCUGUUUCGACCAUUACUCCGAACAGCUCUAACAAACGUGGCCGUGGUCGACCUCCGGGCUCCGGCAAGAAGCAGAAAUUGGCUUCCAUUGGUAAACAAACUAUCUUUGAAACUUGUGGACCUUGA
Thlaspi arvense is the source of this 480-nucleotide messenger RNA. Lineage: Eukaryota; Viridiplantae; Streptophyta; Magnoliopsida; Brassicales; Brassicaceae. The record is from the annotation of a GenBank genome assembly.